This is a messenger RNA of Dermacentor silvarum, 1530 nucleotides long. Its product is annotated as sodium-coupled monocarboxylate transporter 2-like. Gene Ontology annotation, biological process: sodium ion transport; transmembrane transport. Gene Ontology annotation, molecular function: symporter activity. Lineage: Eukaryota; Metazoa; Arthropoda; Arachnida; Ixodida; Ixodidae. The coding region runs from base 37 to 1530 and encodes 497 amino acids. The record is from RefSeq and is a predicted model, not a curated record. The transcript is spliced from 13 exons. Gene Ontology annotation, cellular component: membrane.
CUCUGUCUGUUUACGUCUGAUUCUGCUGCGAGACCGAUGGACCCGCCAACAAGUUCGGCAAGCGUACACGCUUCUGACUAUAUAAUAUUUGUAUCCCUGACAGCACUCAGCCUCGGAACUGGACUGUAUAUGUCUGUGCGAAAACGACACGCACCGAGGAGCAGAGAUGAGGCCUUCCUGGGAAACCGAAGCAUACGAGUGCUUCCUCUAGCACUGUCCAUGCUGGCAUCAAGCAUCACGGCAGCGGGAAUUAUUGCAUUCGUCGCUCACUAUUACAGUCAUGGCUUCCAUACGCUCUGGGCCAUACCUGUUUUCGUGCCAGUGGGACUCAUCGUCACCUACUUAUACCUGCCUGUGCUGUACGAGCUCAAAGUCACUUCCAUAUUCGAGUAUCUUCGCAUGCGGUAUGGAAAGAGCGUUGGACUUGCAUCGUCUUUGAUUUACUUUGUGCUAAGCCAAACUUUAGGCGCUGUUACCAUCUACGCUGCUGCUGUCGCCAUGACCACAAUGCUUCAAGUUCCAUUGACGAUCUCUUGCGUUAUCGUUGGCAUCGCUGGAACUACGUACACUGCUCUCGGAGGCCUCCGGAGCGUCGUAUGGGCCGACUGCGUGCAAGCAGUUAUCAUGACCGUAUCGCCACUGGUCAUCAUCGGGAAGAUUAUCUACGAUUCUACCACUAGCGUCGAGCCACCACGGUCUCUGAAUGAUCUGAAUAUUACAGCCUAUUUUCUCCGAACUGACAUGGACCUCACCACCGACGAAACCGUCUGGGCGGCUUCUUUAGCAGCCUUUCCUUUCCAGCUCACGCGAAUUGGCUUGGACCAGAUGAUCACGCAACGGUUUUUGGCAGCAAGAUCCUUGCCGGAGGCCAGGACAGUGGCCUUUUUUGGUGUAUUCCUUGUGUCCCUAUUUUACGCCAUCAUUGGAUUGACAGCUCUGGCUAUUAUCUACUGGUUCCGUGAUUGCGAUCCCGUUCUUUCUGGUGCAAUGUCUCGGUAUGAUCAGAUGGUACCUUACUACAUUAGCCAAAGCGCUGGUGCAGCAUGGGGCAUCCGAGGUCUAUUUUUGGCUGGAGUCGUAAGCGCUUCCAUAAGCACAGUAUCCUCCGUAGUAAACUCCAAUGCAGCUGUUCUGUAUAUUGACGUCCUGUCACCGAACUUCCGCAUACCGGAAAAUAAAUCUGCCCUUGUGAUAGUUGCUCUAGCAGCAGGAAGUGGCACCAUCAUGACCUUGAGUGGUCUCUUGCUUCCUUACGUCAGCUCUGCUGCAAAGGCAAGUAUCACAGGCUCCGAGUCCUAUCUAUUUUUGAAUUGUUAUUUGAGCAUCAACGACCAAAGCCUGGGCAGUACCAGCAUCAUCGUAAACCUCGAGCGUAGGCCAUCCAGUAACCAUUCAUCCAGCCACCGCGGCCAGGCUCCAACUCCUGUGUGGGCCCUGUGGUGUGCGCCGUACCUACACCGAAUCGUCGAAGAAGGCCUGCGAAGAGUGGACUCUCCAACCAGCUACCACAUGGCGUGUGCCAAGAAGUAA